AACGAAUUCCCAAGACGUAACACAUUCCGUGAAAGGUAUCAACAAGAUUGUCCAGGCAUACCCACAGGAAUCUCUUCUACUAGCAUGCAACGGAUCCCUCUACAGUCCAAUACGUACUGCCGUGCUGCCACUAGGCACUACAAUACGUCGCCGCACGUGUCCUUUGGCCACUAGCAUACGUGUCAUAUACGAUUACCACUACAUAGGAGUACCUCUUUGCAAUCGAGCACGCUGACAGAACUUCAAUUCCCAGGCGGCCGGUGGCAAUGCCGAUGCCGAUGCCGCCUGAAGCCAUGGACGCGGCCACGGCCGGCAUCAGCGGCGUCCUUCUCCUGCUACUCCUCCUCUUAGCCGGCGCGCUCGCCGUCUUUGCCCGGCUGAGCCUCGGCAGCAGAAGCAGCAGCAGCAGCGCGCCGAGCCCGGCAUCGUCGCUGCCGGUCCUCGGCCACCUCCAUCUCCUCAAGAAGCCGCUGCACCGCUCCCUCGCCGCGCUCGCUGCCCAGGCGCCGCCGAUGCCGCUCGCGUCGCUGCGUCUCGGCGCGCGGCGUGCGCUGCUGGUGUCGACGCACGCCGCGGCAGAGGAGUGCUUCACGGGGGCCCGCGACGCCGCGCUGGCGGGCCGGCCGAGGCUGCUGGCCGGCAAGCACCUGGGCUACGGCCACAGCACCGUCGUCUGGGCCUCCCACGGCGCCCACUGGCGCGGCCUCCGCCGGUUCCUCGCCACGGAGCUCUUCUCCGCCUCCCGCCUCGCCGCGCUCGCCGCCGGCCGCCAAGCCGAGGCCGCGGCCCUCGUCCGUAACCUCCUCCUCGACUCCUCCGCCGCCGCCGCCGGAGCCGGAGGCGGAGACGGGGAAGAGAUCUGUGCUGCUGUCGCGCUCCGGCCCAGGCUGUUCGAGCUCGUGCUCAAUGUCAUGCUGCGCGCGGUCACCGGGCACGCCGGAGGCGUCGGCAUCGGGGACGACGGCUGCGUGCGGCGGCGACGCGUGGCGUUCCAGGAGAUCGUGGAGGAGUCGUUCGCGGUUAGCGGCGCGCCGAGCUUCGGGGACUUCUUUCCGGCGCUGCGGUGGGUCGACCGUCUCCGCGGCGUCGAGGCCGCGCUCGCGGGCCUGCAGAGGAAGCGCGACGCCUUCGUCGCCGGCCUCAUCGAUGAACACCGCCGGAUUCCUGGCCGAGACGUCGACGAGAAGAAGAAGAAGGGUGUCAUUGACGUCCUCCUGGAGCAGCAAGAGGCCGAUCCUGAACAAUACACCGACACCAUCAUCAAAGGCAUCGUCUUGGUGCUGCUCUCUGCCGGGACAGACACGUCGGCACUGACCACAGAAUGGGCCAUGGCGCUGCUGCUGACACACCCGGAGGCGAUGGAGAAGGCCAGAGCCGAGAUCGACGGCAACAUCGGCACGGGCCGGCUAGUGGAAGAACCCGACAUCAGUAACCUCCCUUACCUGCAAUGCGUCGUCAAGGAGACCCUCCGUCUCUGCCCCGUGGCGCCGGUCGUCCCGGCGCACGAGGCCAUGGAGGACUGCGUCGUGGGCGGCUUCCGCGUCCGCCGCGGCACCAUCGUCCUCGUGAACGCGUGGGCGAUCCACCGGGACGCCGACGUCUGGGACGCGCCGGGGGAGUUCAGGCCGGAGCGGUUCUUGGACGAUGCCGACAUCGGCAUGGGCAAUGCCGCGCCCAUGCUGCCGUUCGGGCUGGGCCGGAGGCGGUGCCCCGGGGAAGGUCUGGCGGUGCGGCUUGUGAGCUUGGCGUUGGCGGCCAUGGUGCAGUGCUUUGAGUGGGAUGUUGUUGGGGAUGUGGAUAUGGCUGAAGGUGCUGGGUUGACGAUGCCGAUGGCGACGCCGUUGGCCGCAGUCUGCCGUCCCCGGGCGUUUGUCGAGAGUUUGCUCUCCGCUGCCGGUUGAUUGAGUCAAAGAGACUGGAUUUGGGUUGUUCUGUACAACGUAACAUGCUUGUGGCGAGUGGCGACCGAUUUGCUCUGCAGCAAUGUCUCUUUUCCAGAUACGAACGUCUCCGUUUUGUAAAAAAGGCAUCUUGGUUUUGUCCCAAGUCGAUAUUUUUAAA
Messenger RNA from Brachypodium distachyon (stiff brome), 2061 nucleotides. RefSeq names its product cytochrome P450 81D11. The transcript is spliced from 2 exons. The coding region runs from base 267 to 1901 and encodes 544 amino acids. The record is from RefSeq and is a predicted model, not a curated record. Lineage: Eukaryota; Viridiplantae; Streptophyta; Magnoliopsida; Poales; Poaceae. Gene Ontology annotation, molecular function: heme binding; oxidoreductase activity, acting on paired donors, with incorporation or reduction of molecular oxygen; iron ion binding.